Colletotrichum destructivum is the source of this 1569-nucleotide messenger RNA. Its product is annotated as Putative amino acid/polyamine transporter I. NCBI's taxonomy places the organism in Eukaryota, Fungi, Ascomycota, Sordariomycetes, Glomerellales, Glomerellaceae. Gene Ontology annotation, molecular function: transmembrane transporter activity. Bases 1 to 1569 code for a protein of 522 amino acids. The record is from RefSeq and is a predicted model, not a curated record. The transcript has 4 exons. Gene Ontology annotation, cellular component: membrane. Gene Ontology annotation, biological process: transmembrane transport.
AUGUCGAGAUCCGCCAACCCUCAACAGCUUGAAUGCUCCAAUGAAAUGACGGAGGCAUCCCAUGGGAACGCCAACAAAGCUUCUCUGAACGAACUCGGAAUGCUGAACAAGACAAUCUCGCAGACCGCGGGUACGGUCGUGGAACUCCGCAAGAACUUUUCUGCAUGGUCUGUCCUGGGCCUCGGGUUUUCCAUGACCAACUCCUGGUUCGGCGUAUCCACGGCGCUUGUGGCGGGCAUCAACUCGGGCGGCCCCGUCCAGCUGGUCUACGGCUUGAUCCUGACUAUGGUCGUGGCGACUGCGAUAGCCACAUCGCUCGCCGAGCUGUCGUCGGCGAUGCCGCAUGCUGGCGGCCAGUACUACUGGGCCGCCAUGCUGGCCUCGCCCCGCUACUCACGAGGCGCCUCCUACGUGACGGGUUGGGUCGCCUGGGCGGGAUCGCUGUUUACAUGUGCCAGCAUCGCCUUGGGUGUGGGAAACCUGUGCCUCGGUUGCAUCAAAAUGGUCCGCCCUGACUUGGAAAUCAAGCCUUGGAUGACCUUUGCGGCCUACCAAAUCAUCAACCUUAUCUGCUGCUUCUUCAAUCUGUUGUCCCGCCUUCUACCGCUUGUCACGUCCUGCACACUCUGGAUCUCCAUUAUUUCUUACGUCGCAAUCAUAUUGGCUGUGCCCAUCAGCAGCCCGAAACACCGGCCUGCCGAAUGGGUCUUCACCGAGUUCAUCAACAACACCGGCUGGCCCAGUGACAGCAUCGCCUACAUCACCGGCCUCAUCAGCUCCAACUGGGCCUUUAACGGCCUCGACGGGGCGGUGCAUAUGGCCGAGGAGGUUGUGAACCCCGAGCGCGUCAUCCCCAUCGCCCUCCUGGGCACCGUUGUCAUCGGAUUCUGCACGGCGUGGACUUUCGCAAUCGCCAUGAUGGUCAGCAUCAACGAUUACGACUCCAUGGCGGCCACGCCUACCGGGGUACCCAUCCUGGAGCUCUUCCAGCAGGCUCUCGGCAACCGCGUCGGAUCCAUCGUCCUCUUAUCACUCAUCAUCAUCACAGGCUGUGGUUGCCUGGUUGCUUCGCACACAUGGCAAGCCCGGCUCUGCUGGUCUUUCGCCCGCGACCGAGGUCUCCCAGCGAGCGCCUUGUUGAGCCAAGUCCACCAAACGCUUCAGGUUCCGCUCAACGCUCACGCCGCCAGCUGCGUCAUCGUGGCACUGCUGGGAUGCCUCUACCUCGUGUCGAACACCGCCUUCAACAGCAUGGCGACAGCUUGUGUCGUGUUACUCUACCUUUCGUACAGUAUCCCGGUCGUAUGUCUUUUGUUUCGAGGCCGCUCGAACAUCGACCACGGACCUUUUUGGCUGGGUCAGCUGGGCCUGGUCUGCAACUUCAUCCUACUAGCAUGGCUUCUCUUUGCUUUUGUGAUGUUUUCUUUCCCGCCCGUGUAUCCGGCCACCACUGGUAAUAUGAAUUGCGUUUCUGUGGUUUAUGUUGUGAUUUUGGUCAUCGUGGCUAUCUGGUGGGUUACACGAGCGCGUACUCAGUACCGUCCUGCCAUGUUGCGAAGCGAACGUUGA